AUGAUGAUACUGUCAUAUAUACCCCAAAAUGACACAACGCUUAAACUCCAAUACAACAACAACAACCUCUUCGUUGCUACUCUAAAGCUUAAACUCCAAUACAACAACAACAACAAUCUCUUCACUGCUACUCUAAAGCUUAAACUCCAAUACAACAACAACAACAAUCUCUUCACUGCUACUCUAAAGCUUAAACUCCAAUACUACUACUACAACAACAACAAUCUCUUCAUUGCUAAUCUAAAGCUUAAAAUCCAAUACAACGACGACGACGACGACGACGAUGACAACAACAACAAUAAUCUCUUCAUUGCUGCUCUAAAGCAUAAACUCCAAUACAACCACAACAACCUCUUCGUUGCUACUCUAAAGCUUAAACUCCAAUACAACCACAACAACCUCUUCGUUGCUACUCUAAAGCUUAAACUCCAAUACAACCACAACAACCUCUUCACUGCUACUCUAAAGCUUAAACUCCAAUACAACAACAACAACAAUCUCUUCACUGCUACUCUAAAGCUUAAACUCCAAUACUACAACAACAACAACAACAACAACAACAAUCUCUUCAUUGCUACUCUAAAGCUUAAACUCCAAUACAACAACAAAAACAAUCUCUUCAUUGCUAUUCUAAAGCUUAAACUCAAAUAUAUUCUAAAAUUCUAA
This is a messenger RNA of Lycium ferocissimum, 666 nucleotides long. RefSeq lists its product as uncharacterized. Lineage: Eukaryota; Viridiplantae; Streptophyta; Magnoliopsida; Solanales; Solanaceae. The record is from RefSeq and is a predicted model, not a curated record. Bases 1 to 666 code for a protein of 221 amino acids. The transcript is spliced from 2 exons.